CAUGAUUUUUUUCACGAACGCGGAUGUGGGAUUCGUUUAUGUAAUAAUAAUCGCGAGUACCGAAUCGUGCCGUUCGCUCGCGCUUUUCGCGAGGCGCGACUGCCGUUUGCCGCCUAGAGAAUUUUUCUGCCCAACAGCUGGCAACCUGGAUAUCGAUUGUCAUUAUUUAUAUCGUACGUUUCCUCUUCAGUCAUCGAUUCACUUUUUACAUUUUACAUUUUUACAGUAAUGAGAGAGUUAAGUUUUUCCCACGGGCGUAUGGUACUCUAAGUUAGCCCCCACAUGUGUGAUCAUAGGUGUUGUUGAAGGGGAGUCGAGUGUGUGAAGAGAAUGACGGAUAGCCAGCAGCAGUUUUGCUUGCGGUGGAAUAACUUUCAGGCGAACAUCACGAGCCAGUUCGAGGCGCUGCGAGAUGACGAGGACUUCGUCGACGUUACCUUCGCGUGCGACGGCAGGCGACUCCAGGCGCACAAGGUCGUCCUUUCCGCGUGCAGCCCUUACUUCAAGGAGUUGUUCAAGACAAAUCCUUGUAAGCACCCAAUAAUUUUUAUGCGGGAUGUUGAAUUUGAACAUCUACAAUCACUACUAGAAUUUAUGUACGCUGGAGAAGUAAAUAUCUCGCAGGCAGAGUUACCUACAUUUUUACGUACUGCUGAAUCUCUUCAAAUUCGUGGCCUCACCGACUCCCAAAGUAAUCAGCACAACAACGAAAAGCAUUUGAAGACAAAUAACAUCCAUGCAUCAAAUGGCCGUGGCCUGAUCUCACCAACCUUUGACGAUGAACGCAGUAAAACUCCACCACCUUCGAGCCCUCCACCACUGAAAAGGCUGUGUAAAAGAAGUGAUUCACCUCCAAUUUCUAGUCCAACACCCUCUGUGCCGCCUUGUGCUACCAUUGCACCACGUUCGCGCCCGCUUAUCGAGCCUCAAGUUCAGCUCGAUUGUUACAAAGAUCUCGAUAUUGUUGAGCCAAAAAUAGAAUUACCUGAAUAUGGCAGUGAUGACGAUUGCUCACCUAAACAGGAAGCUAAUACAUUGCCCAGUGGAUUUCUCAGCUUGGAUAGUGGUAUGGAAGUAUUACCAUCUUAUCCCUCAUCUUAUCAAGGAAACCAGAACGUAGAAGGAGGAAUGCCAGGUCCAUCACAUGGAAGUACGGAAUUAAAUCAGGAGCAGCAAGCGCGAAGAGUACGUCGCGGUAGGCCACGGCUCGGAACCAGAGGUGGCAAACACUCGUCGCCGUCCGUUCACAGAAACUCACCCUCCAGGAGCGACUGGCUACCCUUGGACAUGAGAACGACCCCGCCGGCCGCGAUGCCUGCCUAUCGUGGAUUCGAGGAGCCCUCGUCGGAUGGAGUGGUCCAUUUGGGUGAGGGUAUAGCUGUUUGCGAGGAGCAACUGAGGGCCGUCAAGUGGAGUGAUUACCGCAAGUUGACACGUGGAUUAGCCGCGAUAUUGUUUAGCCCAACAGAAUUGGCAACGUGUUCAGUUACCGGUCAACGUUGGAGUCGUGCCGGCACGGCUACCGAACGCCCUGUGAAACCUGCCCUUGACAAGGCUAAAGUUCAAGCCAUUAUUUCUUACGUAACGUCGAGAUUUCCGUCAGUGGACGUUAGUAGCGUGAAACAGGUUCUGGCGUACAAGUGCAAGGAGAAUUCUACCGCCCUCAAGAUGAAGUCUAUACGAUACAUAUGCGAUAGACAGGAUACAGAUACGUCACCGCGAGGUGAAUCCGAGGACAAGUGAGAGGGGGUCCAGGGUGCGUGCAGGGUGCAGCCCGCUCCUCAGUUUCGUCGCGUCCUCCCGCACCCUCCAUCCGAUACGGUCCACUUGUCGCAGUGCUCCCGGAUUCAUCGAGGCCACGGCGAUUACUGUAACAAUAAUAGUAACAAGCAGUACGUCGACGGACACCUAAGACGCAAGCACGAGGAAGGGCACAGAAGCGACUCGUCUCCUAUGUCAUCUACGCAGGCAGGUCUCGAAAAGUUGAUGCCUCUGCACACGCUUCACGGCGUAUUUCAUUCCACCCUACGAACGGCGACGGCCUCGUAUAUUUAAUCGCUGCUUCAGCAAACUACAUCGAUCGAGAUCUAAUCCUAAAAGGAUAGGAUGGAAAAGGAGCGGAAAUAUUUCUGAUCGUUUGGACGAUACCCAACGUUCGUUAACUUUCUUUAUCUCUUGUUUUUUACCAUGAAAAUUUCCAUUUUCGUGGUAGGGACGAUCGUACUUUUUUACGUUCAACACGUUCAACAAAGAAAGAGAUUAACAUGCUUAAAUAUAGAAGAUACACCGGAAACGCGAUUUGUAAAGCACAAGCACGAUAGAUGAAUAUAAAGAGUAGAAUGUUUGACAAGCUCGCGUAAAAUAAUACGCGUUGUUUUGAGGAUAGAAAAAUUCAGAAAGGUGGAAAUGAACGUUGUUAGAUUAUAUUGCAGUAAGAUUAGUCGUGUUAUAUGGGAUCUUAAAAUAUCGGUACUUCGAGUAUACGCGUCAUUUUUGGAAGCUGCUGGUUGCCUCAUAGUGAUUCAAAUUAUUCGUAUAUACUAAUCAUGGCUAACAGCUUCGAAAAGUUUAAUAUACUUCGAGUAGAGUUAAAAACAAAUGUCAAAAUUGGGCUUUAUAUUUAGGAGGUUUGUUCAAAUGUCCGUAUCGUGAAUUAAUCGGGACGAAACAAUAUUCCUAUCGUGAACUUUCUUUUCAGUUUCCACUUUUAUUUUAAUGACAAUGUCAUCGCGCGCCAUGCUUUUUAUCCGUUUUCUUUUUUACACUCAUUAAUGUAAUCAGGAGAAUGUAAGUAGUGAAAGAGCAGCGCAGAUGGAGAGAAGUUCAUUUUAUAUAUGGGCAUUCAUCUGAUUCACAAUACGGACAUCCGAUAGUUUAAAUGAAGAAUUUUAAUGAAACGCGAUGAGGGAUUAUUACGUAACUGCUUGUCUGAGAAGAAAUCAUCCCUUCGUAUACGCGCGUUUCUCUUGUUAAAAGGUAAGUCUGUCUGGCGCAUAAUACGUUUCUUUUCUCGUAAUAAUAUAUAGAUUCUUCAUGCGACACGUAAAAAAAAAAGAAAGGAAAGAACGUAGAUGUAAGGAUUACGAUUUACAAAAUACGUUGCGAAGGGACGAUUCUGCGCAAGAAUAUACGUACUUUAGGAGGAUUUAUUUGGUUUUGGCUGUGAGUUGCGACCACACAUGCGAAGGAGGAGAUCCGUGUGGCUCUAAUGAAAGAGAACGCACCCUUCCAGAGUGAAGGCGAGUGAUAAAUAGUGAGAAGGCAAUAUUAUAAAGAAAAAAAA
Molecule: messenger RNA, 3283 nt
Organism: Pogonomyrmex barbatus (red harvester ant)
Lineage: Eukaryota; Metazoa; Arthropoda; Insecta; Hymenoptera; Formicidae
Biological process (GO): regulation of transcription by RNA polymerase II
Cellular component (GO): nucleus
Molecular function (GO): protein binding; DNA binding
Source: RefSeq, a predicted model, not a curated record